This is a messenger RNA of Cyclopterus lumpus (lumpfish), 5209 nucleotides long. RefSeq names its product exostosin glycosyltransferase 1b (gene ext1b). The record is from RefSeq and is a predicted model, not a curated record. Gene Ontology annotation, molecular function: glycosyltransferase activity. Gene Ontology annotation, cellular component: membrane. Lineage: Eukaryota; Metazoa; Chordata; Actinopteri; Perciformes; Cyclopteridae.
UUUUUUUUUUGGGGGGCGAUCCCUUCACACGGGACCAUGGAGUGAUACAACAGGGGGGGGAAUAGGACGAAUUCAGCCGGAGGAGGCAUUUGGAUUCAAGCGCGGCGGCCGCACCGACUGGGUCUUGACGCUCCCCCCGCCCCCCCCCCCGGUCAGUGUGGUACCGAGUUUAACGUCCGAACCGGGGGUUUACCUUCCCCCCCGAAACUGGGAGAGCCUCGGGGACCCCUGACGCUGCUCGUCUGGGGGGAGAGAGAGAGAAAGAGUUCCCAGACGGCUGUCGGACAGUUUGUUUUUUCUCCCCCGGUUGAAGAGCUCCAUACAGGCUGCCUGGAUGAGGGCGACGAGACACGCCGGCGAAGAGAGCCGCCGCUUGUGAUUGUGUCCGAGUGGGUCCGGGCAGCACGGAAGCUUUUUAUUUUUUAUAUUUAUAUUAUUAGGCAACUCAAUCUCGCCGUAGGCGCCCGUGCGAUAUGGUGAAACUCUACAGAAGAGGGAGAACGGGACAGUACUUUUAACACACACACACACACACACACACACACACACCACAAAUCGCCCACAUGCACUGGAUCAAUUGCUGGAUUUGGGAACCGAAUACGCAGACGGGGGUUUGGGGAUCAGUGGAGGCUGCCGGAGGAUGGAGCGGUGUAGCCGGGGUUGGUGAGAGCCUCACUUCGGGCCACUUUGCUGUUUUUAUUCCCAAACAACUUGCCCCCGUCGCCAGGACACAUGCAGGCCAAAAAACGCUACCUGAUCCUGCUCUCCGCCGGCGCAUGUCUGCUGCUUCUCUCCUACCUCGGAGGGGUCCAACUUCCAGCGGCGAGCAGGAGCCGGCAUGACCGCAGCCGGACCGGGUACCGACCCGACCAGCCCUGGCCGCACUUCUCGGACCCGUUACACCUUUUCUCGCCCGUGGGCCAUACGGACACGGAGGAGUACAACCUGCACAUAUCGCCGCGGCAGAAGAGGGACGGCACCGCGAGCGUCUACAAGGGCAAGCGGUGCCGCGUGGACUCCUGCUUCGACUUCGCUCCGUGCCAACGGAACGGAUUCAAAGUGUACGUGUACCCGCAGCAGAAGGGGGAGAAGAUCUCCGAGAGCUACCAGAACAUCUUGUCGACCAUCGAGGGCUCCAGGUUUUACACCUCGGACCCCGGGCAGGCGUGUCUGUUCAUCCUGAGUCUGGACACUCUGGACCGGGACCAGCUGUCCCCGCAGUACGUCCACAACCUGAAGACCAAGGUGCAGAGCCUGCCCCUGUGGAACGACGGGAGGAACCACCUCAUAUUCAACCUGUACUCGGGGACGUGGCCGGACUACACGGAAGACCUGGGCUUCGACAUCGGCCAGGCCAUGUUGGCCAAGGCCAGCAUCAGCACCGAAAACUUCCGGCCCAACUUCGACGUGUCCAUCCCGCUGUUCUCCAAGGAGCACGCGCGGACCGGCGGGGACCGGGGCUUCCUCAAGUACAACGCCAUCCCGCCGCUCCGCAAGUACGUGCUGGUGUUCAAGGGGAAGCGCUAUCUGACGGGCAUCGGCUCGGACACCAGGAAUGCCUUGCACCACGUGCACAACGCCGAGGACGUGGUGCUGCUCACCACCUGCAAGCACGGCAAGGACUGGCAGAAGCACAAGGACGCGCGCUGCGACAAGGACAACGCGGAGUACGACAAGUACGACUACAAGGAGAUGCUCCACAACUCCACCUUCUGUCUGGUGCCCCGCGGCAGACGGCUGGGCUCCUUUCGCUUCCUUGAGGCGCUGCAGGCUGCGUGUGUGCCGGUGAUGCUGAGUAACGGUUGGGAGCUGCCCUUCUCCGAGAUCAUCGACUGGAACACAGCCGCAGUGAUCGGCGACGAGAGGCUCCUGCUGCAGAUCCCGACCACGGUGCGCUCCAUCCACCACGAUAAGAUCCUGUCCCUCAGACAGCAGACCCAGUUCCUCUGGGAGGCCUACUUCUCCUCCGUGGAGAAGAUAGUGCUGACCACGCUUGAGAUCAUCCAGGACCGCGUGUUGGAGCACGGCUCCAGGAGCAGCCUGUUGUGGAACAGCCACCCCGGAGGGCUCUUCGCCCUGGCCAGUACUUACUCCGGAUACCUGGGAGACUUCCCCUUCUACUACGCUACACUGGGUAUCAAACCCUACCCCAAGUUCACAGCGGUCAUCCACGCCGUCUCGCCCCUGGUGUCCCAGUCCCAGCCCAUACUCAAGCUCCUGGUAGCCGUGGCCAAGUCCCAGUACUGUGCACAGAUCAUCGUCCUGUGGAACUGUGACAAGCCUCUGCCGGCCAAGCACCGCUGGCCCGCCACCUCAGUGCCCGUCAUCGUCAUCGAGGGGGAGAAUAAGGUGAUGAGCAGCCGCUUCCUGCCCUACGAGACCAUAGUGACCGACGCUGUCCUCAGCCUGGAUGAAGACACAGUGCUGUCCACCACAGAGGUGGAUUUCGCCUUCACGGUCUGGCAGAGUUUCCCCGAGCGCAUCGUGGGCUACCCCGCCCGCAGCCACUUCUGGGACAGCAACAAGGAGCGCUGGGGCUACACAUCCAAAUGGACUAACGAUUACUCAAUGGUGCUGACCGGGGCCGCCAUCUACCACAGGUACUACCAUCACCUGUACACCAACUACUUACCCACUAGUCUGAAGGGCAUGGUGGACCAGCUGGCCAACUGCGAGGACAUCCUGAUGAACUUUCUGGUCUCCGCUGUCACCAAGCUGCCGCCCAUCAAGGUCACGCAGAAGAAACAGUACAAGGAGACCAUGAUGGGACAGUCUUCGAGAGCUUCUCGCUGGGCCGACCCGGACCACUUUGCCCAGCGGCAAACCUGCAUGAACAAGUUCGCCAGCUGGUUUGGCGCCAUGCCGCUGGUCCACUCCCAGAUGAGACUGGACCCCAUCCUGUUCAAGGACCAGGUCUCCAUUCUCCGCAAGAAAUACAGGGACAUCGAGAGGCUCUGACAGGACCGGCGCCCCCUCGGGGGAGACCCCGCGCAGGGGGAGGCGCGCGAGAGAGACUCUGUGGAGAGCAGGAGGACGAGCAGGAGGGGAUGGAGGGGGAGCGACACAGCUCUGUGUUCCACUCAGCUCAGUGCCAACGACCACAGCGCCGCGACUUGACGGGAUGAAUAGGAAACAAGCAGAUGGCGUUUGGAUAUGAAAAAUGCAAACAGAAACCUGCAAACACAGACAGACAAAGAGGGGGCUACGCGAACUGAUGGACACGCCAAACAGUUGCUGUGUGCUUUGCCAAUGUGCAAACACACAGCACACACUACUGACGACGAGAACUCUUGGAUAGAAUAUUUUUUUGUACCACGCGAACGACGCUGACUUUCCUGCUCUCUCGGCACAUGCGCAGGACGGUAGAAGAGGGAAGGUGUCCACGAUCGCAAACCUGGCAACCCCCCACCCCCCGGCACCCCUCGUCUUAAAUCCUAUUGGGCUCCCCAGUCCGUAUCAGGACCUAAUACCCGACGACCAAAACCCCUGCUUUAUAGCCCAGGAGACCCUGUUCUUUGGUUGAUUUGAUUUCUGUACAAAUCAGCUCUCUGGUGUCACUGUUGACCGCUUGUCCUCUCCGGAAGUCAUCAGUUUAAUAUUUCCGUUCUCAAGGCAGCAGAAGUAAACAGCAGUGUCCAAUCUGUUAUUAUAGUAGCCCGACAUGGUUUUUAUAGCAUAGCAGCCCAUUUUUCUUGAAACUUGGCUAUCAACACGCAUCAUUGAGCCUGAAAACAUCCUGUCUUUUCCUUUCCUCGGCUCCUUCCUUGAUGUGUUUGAAAAAAACAUCUUGUUCCAUAUCCUCCUCUCAUACUCGCCAAGGCAGUUGUACUUUUCUCAUCUUUUUUGUUUGUUCUUUUAUUUACUUUCAUCAUCUUUUAUUUCCCCUUUUAAACUGUAUGUACUGUGUGUGUGUGUGUGUGUGUGUGUGUGUACAGAGCCUUAAAAAGUUGGCUCAUCCAACCAUAAACUCAAGCGCAGUACAUUUCCCUCCGUUGGAAUGAGCGUCAUAAACAUGGAGCAGAACGUUGCAUUCUAACCAAACUCAUUUCUGCCCAUUUAUUUCCUCCUGCAUGGCCGCACAGCCCGAUACUGGCACGGAGGAAAUGGAAGAGAAGUUCUGUCCAUAGCAGGUCUUUAGUGACCAGCGUCAGUUCAGUCGUGCUUGUCCAGAGAUCUUUUUAUUUUAUUUUAUUUUUUUACGCUGAGCGCAUCAGUGCCAUUCUGAGGAUGUGCCUUUUUAAACGUUAAGUUAUUGCACAUCACGUUGCCUCCAUCAGUUUGAGUUGCCUAGAUGCCCCUCCCCCCACCUGCGUUGACAUAUUCUAGUCGUCGGUCCAGUGCGGUUCUCCAGCCACCGCGAUUAUUUAUUUGUUCCCCCCGGUGACACAUCAGAGGAGCUCGGGGGCCGUUAAGAUGACAGAAGGUUUUCUCCCCCAUUCGUCAGGCCGAGAGACAAACAUUCGGGCCUCAAUUCGGUGACUCCAUUUCAUUCGGAGUGCUGUUUUAUUUCCAGGCGACGGGCCCGUUUGAUGGGACACUCGCUUUACGGGCCAUUGUAUUGUGGAGGCAGUGACCCACAAACGCAACCUUCUAGCUCAACGCUGGCCUUGCCCGCCCCCCCUCUGAUUGCCCGUCACUCAAAGUGGCAGCUUACAUUGCCAUCGUGUCCACGUCCAACCAUCCUGACAUUUUGCACCUUAUAUUACUCUUAUUGGUAUCGGACAGCCGGAUCAGAAAAAUAAAUGCUCAAAUGGCUGCCUGUCUCAAACUUGACCUGAUCGGCGUUGGAGCACAGGUUCCCUCAUAGUUCAGUUUGAAGACACUUAAAAGAAGCGCCAUGCUUUUAGUGGCCUUCCUGUCGAGCAGGCAUUCAGCAUAAUGUCUCAGCCACAGCUGUUCAGUGUGUGUGUGUGUGUGUGUAUGUGUGUGUGUGUUGAUCAAUAGCUGUCUCCGUCAUUUGCCAUUGUCAAUAUCAGUGUCACACAUUCAUUUUACAGUUUGAACUUUUUUUUGUCAUUGAUUUGUUCUCAUUUUGUUCCACAAAUAGUUUCUAUAAAAUGUAUUGCAAAGCAUCAUGGUCACCUAGGGGUGCGGUCAUCAUGCUUUGGCGUGUCAUAAUCCAAACGCUACCAAUGCAAAGCUCCUCUGUUUCAGCACAUAUCAAACGCAGCAGUGCGUGUGCGUGGGACCAUGUCCCCCGGCCCUGCAG